Molecule: messenger RNA, 1373 nt
Organism: Nicotiana attenuata
Lineage: Eukaryota; Viridiplantae; Streptophyta; Magnoliopsida; Solanales; Solanaceae
Product: flavonol synthase/flavanone 3-hydroxylase-like
Exons: 5
Coding region: 86-1243 (385 amino acids)
Molecular function (GO): dioxygenase activity
Source: RefSeq, a predicted model, not a curated record
AAAUAAUUAGCAGUGAAUUAUUUGACAAGCUGCUGUUGCAUAGGAACCACAAUGAUUUGUCUUGCUAAGGGCUUCUACACGUACGAUGCCUUUGUGCAAGUGGCAAGGAAUUUCACGGGUUUUGGCACCACCGGUAGCAUUACUGACCGUAAAAGGGUGGUUGCUGCAUUCUUGGCUCAAACAUCCCAUGCAACUACUGGUGGUUGGCCAGCUCCACCUGAUGGCCCUUAUACAUGGGGUUACUGCUUCAAAAUCGAAAGAGGCAACCCUGAUUCCCGCUGCAAACAUGGCCGUGCGCUCCCGGCAAGAAAUAUUAUGGACGAGGCCCCAUCCAAAUUUCAUAGAAGAUGAAGAUAGGAAAAAGAAGGUUAUGGAGCGAAUAAGGGAAGCCUGUGUUAAAUAUAGCUUCUUCCAGAUUGAGAAUCAUGGAAUUCCUUUGGAGUUGCUGAACAGAGCCAUGGAUUUGUACAAAAUCUUCUUUGAUUGUUCAGAUGAAGAUAAACUCUUGGUCUCUCCCAAGCCUGGAGGAACUGUACCACCUGCUGGUUAUUUAAAAAGUCCACAACAUUCAGACGAGAAGAAUGAGCACUUAUUGAUUCUUAAUGCAUCCUCUGGCGUCAGUGUCUACCCCAAAAAUCCACCUCAAUUCAAACAAGUUUUGGAGGAGAUGAUUUCGCACUUCACCAAAUUAGGGGUUCUAUUGGAGAGCAUCAUAAGUGAGUGUUUGGGCCUUCCUCCUAACACACUCGCAAAAUUCAACAACGAUCGGUCAUGGGACUUCUUGAUUGGUCUCCACUAUUUUCCAGCAACAGAAGCUGAAGAUAAUGGGAAAUCUGCACAUGAAGAUGGCAACUGCAUUACUUUUGUCUACCAGGAUGAAGUCGGAGGCCUUGAAGUGAAAAAAGAUGGGCAGUGGAUCCCUAUAGCACCUUCCAAACACAAACUAGUUGUUAAUAUAGGUGAUGUGAUUCAGGCGUUGAGCAACAAUAAAUUCAAGAGUGCAACUCAUAGAGUGGUGAGACCGAGAGGAAAAAGCCGCUACUCGUAUGCGUUCUAUUAUAACUUGCAAGGAAACAAGUGGGUUGAGCCAUUACCACAGUUCACCAAGGAAAUUGGAGAGUCUGCCAAGUACAAAGGAUUUUUCUACAAAGAAUAUGUGCAGCUGAGAGCAAGAAAAUGGACUCAUCCACCAAGUAGACCUGAAGAUCUCAUCCAUUUAACUCACUACUCAAUUUCUAAUUAGAGAAGUAUGUGAUCAAAUCAAUAUGGAAAGAAACAUAUAUAGGUAUAAUAUGUAUGAUUUCACCUCAACUAUGCAGAUAAUUCAUUUGAGUGUCAGUUCUUCAGUCAGCUAUUGUAUUUCACUUGUUUUC